Molecule: messenger RNA, 2484 nt
Organism: Boeremia exigua
Lineage: Eukaryota; Fungi; Ascomycota; Dothideomycetes; Pleosporales; Didymellaceae
Exons: 4
Coding region: 370-2448 (692 amino acids)
Biological process (GO): regulation of GTPase activity; signal transduction
Cellular component (GO): cytoplasm
Source: RefSeq, a predicted model, not a curated record
CGACGCAUCGGCGCACGCCUGCAGACCGCGCUGGCCAGGGGACACGACAACACCGACCGCGCUCUCGAGCAAACCCAGACGCGUCGACCGCGCACCCCCCCGACCCCGUGUUCCCGCGACUGCCGCGACCCAUGCAUCGCCUUCACUAACGCCCUCCGCACCCCACCCCCCUGCGCCACCACGCUCUGUCGAACGCUCUGUCGAACGCGCCGCCGCCGCCCGCCCGCGCACUGCAGCCACCCGUGAGGAGCGCCCUUUCGCAGAGGUACUUCGCCCACGCCCCGCGCCCGCGAGACCGUGCAGGACUCUGCAGGAGCGACGCUAAGCGCACAGUAGCAGCCGGGCACCCCGCGCAGACAGGUUCGCAAGAUGCCCAAGUCGUCCACGCUAUCGCUAGCCAUGCGGUCCAAGUCAGGUGGCAAGGAGAACACUGCGCCCAUGAGCCCGCAGAGCCCGCGAUCACCGAGCAUACCCGAGUUCGCGUCGCCGAGCGCACCAUUCCACAGCAUGCCCGAGUCGCCAGCCUCGCCGAAGCCACGGAAAGACUCGAAAAACAUCUUUGCAAACUUCCACGCCACGAAGUCGUCGUCGCGCCUGAACACACAAGAGAGUUUGAACAGACAACAUGCCACACAGCAACCGUCGCCAACGCUGUACGCCAACGGACGGGGCGGUUCAUCGACACCAGACCUCAGUCGCCCGGUCCGAACGCCGAACUCUGAUGACAAUCGUUCGGAGAUAGUCCGCCUCGAUCAACGGACCGGCUCUGGCAAAUCGACUGAAUCAGACGCCCAUGUAGACCCGGCGAAAGCGAAGGGAGCAAAGGGCAAGAAACAAGGGACGUUGUUUCGCUCGAAAUCAAUCAAGGGAGACGAGACUGGAGGCUCUCGUACCAAGCUCAACAAAGCCCCUCCCGCCCAGUUGUCACCAGAUGUAGGGGCGACGUGGACCACGAAUGGAGACAACACGCCGCUCAAGACUGCACCAAUGGAAAAGGGGAAAACAUGGGGUAACAAGUCCUCGUUCGGAAAACUCCGAACACAUUCCGCCGAUCGCCACGACGCAGGUCAACUGGUGAAUCGCGAGAACGACAAUGGUUCGGCUGGCCCCAGACGUGAUAAGAGUGAGCAGGGCUCGUUGCAGUCCAGCUCUUACAACGACAACAAAGGUGCCUCACUUAUGUCUAGUCUCGGAUCUGGUGCUCGCAAGAUGGGAGACAAGAUGGAUUCGGCUCGCAAAGGCAUUUUCGGCAAGCUGGGACGUAGUCACAGCAACCACGAAAGCCCUACACAUGUGUCGACCGAGCCGUAUGUCUACAAAGUCAUUCACACACCCCUUGUCGAACAGACGAGGUUGACCAGGAUAUCGACGAGGCUAGAGCAAUCCAGAGAUAAGACGGAAUUCUGGAUGCCAGCAUUGCCUUGGCGCUGCAUCGACUAUCUGAAUAUGCGAGGUUGCGAGGAAGAAGGCCUAUAUCGUGUUCCUGGUUCUGCACAGCAGGUCAGGUACUACGAGCGGAAGUUCGACCAAGAUCGCGACAUUGACCUUAUUUCUGACGACAACCUGAACGACCCGAACGUUAUCGGCUCGCUUUUCAAGAAUUGGCUACGUCAACUGCCUGACGAGAUUUUUCCAAAAGCGAUUCAGCACCGUAUUCAGCAAGAGUGCCAGGGCGCAAAAACCACGCCUCAGAUGCUGAAGGAUGAGCUGUCUAAGCUGCCGCCGUUCAACUAUUACCUACUGUUUGCCAUCACCUGCCACAUCAGUCUCUUGCACUCUUGCUCAGAGUUCAACAAGAUGAACUACAACAACUUGUGCAUUUGCUUCCAGCCGGCCAUCAAGAUCGAUGCCUUCUGCUUCCAGUUCCUGAUUCUCGAUUGGCGUAACUGCUGGCAAGGAUGCUGGACGGAAAAAGAGUAUCUGACCGAUGAGCUCAAUUACCUAAGCGCGUUAGAGACGGAAAGCCCAGAGAGACCACCGGCGACAGCCAGUCAGAAUGGUCACUCACAACCAUCUGGCAGGAGCAAGAGUUCACACGCAUCCCCCAACAUUACCCAAUCAAGAAAGUCUACUUCGACAAGAAGCAAUUCGGGUGAUCAGAGUAAAUCCUCUGCGCGUGCUCAGUCGGCAGAUCGGAAUGGACGCGAAACGCCACCCUCUCUUCCACCCAGACAGGCGGACGUGCAGCCGCCACAAUCGGCGCCCCGCCUGCGCAACGAGCAUCGUGAGUACGAGUCUAUGGCAGAGAGAGCCAUAUCAACUUCUGAUGGACACCAUGGUCGAGGCGCUCCUGUGCGUCCACCGCCUUCAGCCAGUACCCGAGGUUCGGUGGAUGGGAACGAUGGCGCAACACCAACACAAGCAUUGCAUAGCCGUGGACCUUCGGAUACACAAUUUCGUUUGGACCUGAGCAACCCGCCCAGCUCACCUUUUAAUAUCAAGUUUUAAUGGAGGCACGGACGCAAGGCGGACACUGCACGCGCA